Papaver somniferum (opium poppy) is the source of this 957-nucleotide messenger RNA. RefSeq lists its product as uncharacterized. NCBI's taxonomy places the organism in Eukaryota, Viridiplantae, Streptophyta, Magnoliopsida, Ranunculales, Papaveraceae. The transcript has a single exon. Bases 1 to 957 code for a protein of 318 amino acids. The record is from RefSeq and is a predicted model, not a curated record.
AUGGAGGAUCUUCGUGCCGUAAUUAUGGCCGAGAUCAAACAGCUGAAAGCUAGACAAGGGGGAGGAAGACUAGAAGAGGUAAUGAGAGAAGCCAAUACCACGCCACUGACUCAUCACAUGGCCAAAGCCCUUAUCCCUCAAAAAUGUCUCGUCCUAGCGUUUGAAUGUUAUGAUGGAUCCAGCGACCCGGCAGCUCAUCUUCGUUACUAUAAUCGCGUUCUAGCCCGAUGGGACCAAAAUGAUGAUGUAAUUUGCAGAUACUUUCCUUCAAGCUUAAAGGGGUCGGCAUUGUCUUGGUUUGACAACCUCCCACCCAACUCCAUCGAUUCCUACAGCCAUCUCACUAAGAAAUUCUUAAGAACAUACAUGUACAACAAGGCUGUCAACGCAGGGAUGGACAAGCUCUUUUCGCUGGCAAAAGCUUACAAAGUUACGAUCAUGGAGUAUACCGACAGAUGUCACAAGAUUUUUCAGGCUAUAGGGAACGUAGAUCCGGCGGUCAGCGUUAAUUGUUACAAGUGGGGCCUAGAUAGCAUGAGCCCAUUGUCUGUCGACAUACAUGAAAGUUUACCGACAACCGAAGGGGAUCUUCGAAUCAUCAUCGAGAAACAUGCUCGUCUAGAAGAAAUUCAGUGCGAAAAUCUGACGGCCCAAACACAGAGAUCCCAUCGGACCAACUCAGCUGAACAAGCCAGAGGAUCUAAAAGAGUUAACUCAGUGGAACGGUCACACGAAGAAGGAAGAGGACGAAGAGAUGAUCGUCGGUGGGACGAUCGAAAAUUUGAAGACCAAGUCUUCACCAAGAUGAAUACCAAUUAUGCUCGCAUACUACGAGAAUUUAAGGAUCGAGAAGGCCUGAAAUGGCCUUGGUCCAAAGGGAAACAGUCCCCGAGAUCAGAAAAAUCAAGAGACUACUGCGAGUACCAUUGCUUCAAUGGGCAUCAAACCGAAAAAUGA